GGCAAAUUCAAUUAUACAAAGGCUCACAACCAUGGUCUUUAUGGUAAUUUCACCAACUUUAUCUUCAAAACCCAACCAAGCAGAAUCCCAAGAAACCAAAACCUCUCUGCUGAACACUCGACGCUCAGUCCCCUAAACCCGAAGCAAAAAUGCUUCUCCAACCUGCCCUUCACCACCAUAAGGUCUCCCUCUCAUCAUCCAUCUCCUACUCUCACUCUGUCCCAUGGAAAAGUCCCAAAUCUACCCUCCACCAAACUGUAAACCACAAGAAACUCCCAGUAAUCAUAUGCUCGAUAUCACAAGUCCACAAUUAUGGAACAGUGGACUAUGAGAGAAGACCAAUGAUAAAAUGGAAUGGUAUUUACAGGAGGAUUUCAUUGAUGGAGAAUCCUGAAUUGGGUUCUGGUAGUGUGUUGAAUCGGUGGGAAAAUGAAGGCAAAAGGCUCACAAAAUGGGAACUUUGUAGGGUUGUUAAGGAGUUGAGGAAGUAUAAGAGGUACCAGCAAGCUCUUGAGGUCUAUGAUUGGAUGAAAAACAGACAAGAGAGGUUUAGAUUAUCGCCUAGUGAUGCUGCAAUUCAAUUAGACCUUAUUGCCAAAGUACGUGGGGUUUCUACUGCUGAAGAUUUUUUCCUAAGUCUCCCCAACACUUUCAAAGAUAGGAGGGUAUACGGAGCUUUGCUGAAUGCUUAUGUGCAAAACAGAAUGAGAGAAAAAGCAGAAACUUUGUUUGAUGAGAUGAGAGAUAAAGGUUAUGUUACGCAUGCACUUCCAUUUAAUGUGACUAUGACUCUCUAUAUGAACAUCAAGGAGUACGAUAAAGUCGACUUGAUGAUUUCAGAAAUGAAUGAGAAAAACAUCAAGCUUGAUAUAUAUUCGUACAAUAUCUGGUUAUCAUCUUGUGGAUCACAAGGAUCUGCUGAUAAGAUGGAACAGGUAUAUGAGCAAAUGAAAUCGGAUAGAUCCAUUAAUCCCAAUUGGACAACUUUUAGCACGAUGGCUACCAUGUACAUUAAGAUGGGACAGUUUGAAAAGGCUGAAGAUUGCUUGAGGAGGGUUGAGAGUAGAAUCACAGGUCGGGAUCGAAUUCCUUAUCACUAUCUCCUCUCUCUUUAUGGUAAUGUCGGUAACAAAGAAGAGGUUUAUCGUGUGUGGAAUAUUUACAAAUCUAUUUUUCCCAGUAUUCCAAAUUUGGGUUACCAUGCUAUUAUCUCAUCUCUGGUUCGGCUGGAUGACAUUGAAGGGGCUGAAAAGAUUUUUGAGGAAUGGCUAUCAAUUAAGACAUCUUAUGAUCCAAGAAUAGCGAAUCUUUUUAUAGCUGCUUAUGUUUAUCAGGGAAAUUUGGAUGAAGCUAAGAGUUUUUUUGACCAUAUGCUUGAAGAUGGAGGAAAGCCGAAUUCAAAUACAUGGGAAAUUCUUGCUCAAGGACACAUUUCAGAAAGGAGAACUUCUGAGGCUUUGUCUUGCUUGAAGGAAGCUUUUGUUACUCCAGGAUCAAAGAGUUGGAAGCCAAAUCCUGCAAAUGUAACUUCCUUCUUUAAGCUUUGCGAGGAAGAAGCUGACAUGGCAAAUAAGGAAGCUUUAGAGGGUUUUUUGAGGCAGUCAGGACAUCUUAAAGAUAAAGCAUAUGCAUCACUCUUAGGCAUGCCUGUUACUGGUGAUGAGCUAUCAACAAAGGAAGACGGAACUGGCGACCAGAUUGACAAUGAGGAAGAUGACGAAGAUGAUGGGGCUGAGAUGCUAGUCAGCCAUUUGCAGGGUAGUCUGUAACAACUCCAUUGCGUGCUUCUAUAUGGAGGAAGUUGUUUGUUUUAGAUCUUGUGUUGCUGAGCAGAUUUUACCAGAACUUUCGCUCACAAGCUGCAUUACUUCGCCGCAGUCAUCACCUGCCAAGUUUAUGAGUCCUGCCAAUGGUGGCCGGGAAUUUGAAAUUUGAAAGUUCUGGCGUGGCAUAAUAUUUAUUUAUACAAUGUUUGUCCUCAAAUAUAUGCUCAGCAAAGGAAUGAAUGCCCUUGACUCCUUGUAAUUAACGACUGUAAGCCAUCUCCAAUUCAGCAAUUAUAAGUUUUUGUUGCCA
Populus trichocarpa (black cottonwood) is the source of this 2076-nucleotide messenger RNA. Its product is annotated as pentatricopeptide repeat-containing protein At1g02150. Gene Ontology annotation, molecular function: protein binding. Gene Ontology annotation, cellular component: mitochondrion. The coding region runs from base 150 to 1769 and encodes 539 amino acids. The record is from RefSeq and is a predicted model, not a curated record. The transcript is spliced from 2 exons. Lineage: Eukaryota; Viridiplantae; Streptophyta; Magnoliopsida; Malpighiales; Salicaceae.